AUGAUAAAGAUUGACUUGCAAAAAGCGUAUGAUUCUGUUGAAUGGCCAUUUCUGAGACAGAUGCUUACAGAGCUUGGAUUCCCAGAACAGUUUAUUAUUUGGGUAAUGGAGUAUGUCCAAACAGUAAACUACACUGUGAUGAUCAAUGGUGAGCCAAGUGAACCUUUCAAUGCAGAUAGAGGACUUCGACAAGGAGAUCUAAUGUCUCCCUUUUUGUUUGCAAUUGCCAUGGAGUACCUAAGUAGAAAGCUCAAUGAAUUAAAGGCAGAUAGAUCCUUUCAGUUUCACCCAAAGUGUGCAAAGCUAGGUAUUACACACCUUAGUUUUGCGGAUGAUCUGUUGCUCUUUGCUAAAGGGAACUUAUCUUCUAUUACUGCUCUACACAAGUGUUUCAGCCAGUUCUCUGAAGCUUCAGGAUUACAGGCUAAUCUGGGGAAAAGUUGUGUGUAUUUUGGAGGAGUUAAGGGGGAGAUUCAAGACAGCAUAUUGAGCCAUUUAGGUUUUGUUCAUGGAACCUUACCUUUCAAAUAUAUGGGAGUGCCUUUAUCAACAAAGAAGAUCACAUUACUACAAUGGCAACCACUAAUAGAGAAGUUCACAGCUAGAGUUACUUCUUGGACUGCCAAAAAGUUGUCUUAUGCCUACUGGGCUCAACUAUUUCUUAUACCUGCAAAGGUACUGAAAACUAUAGAUGCUUAUUGUAGGAGUUAUGUAUGGUCAGGGAGCAACACAAUCACUAGGAAAGCUUUGGUGGCAUGGGAUAGAGAUAAGAUGUGGAUUCGAUGGAUUCAUGCGUACUAUGUCCAAGGCAAGCUUUUGAGGGAUAUGCCAAUCCCAGCACAAGCAAGCUGGAUCACUAGGAAAAUACUGGAAGCUAAGGAACAUCUGCAUCUGAUACCUAUUAAUGAUGCCAGACCUAAAGCAGUGUUUACAAUGUGGCUACAACUACAAGGGAGGCUAGCUACAACAGAUCGAUUGGUGAAAUGGGGAUUAGCAGUGGACACUACAUGCAUACUAUGCCAGAAUCAACUAGAAACAAAGGACCACCUUUUUGCUGAAUGUGAAUUUACUAAAGCUAUAUGGAGGAAAAUGCAGCAAUGGCUACAAUGGCUACCAGCAAUGACUUGGAACCAGCACACAAAAUGGGCUAUUCAAAAAGCCAAAGGGGAAUCACAGCAAGCCCAAAUAUUCAGAAUGGUGUAUGCUGAGUGUAUAUAUGCUAUAUGGAUGGAAAGGAAUCAUAGAAUUUUUGAAAAGAAGUAUCGGAACUGGGAAGCAAUUGCGCGUGAAGUCACUUACAUCUGUCAUGUAAGAGCAGCCCCAAGAGUCAAGAUUUUGCUACAGAGUUUUGUGUUUUAG
Messenger RNA from Nicotiana attenuata, 1359 nucleotides. RefSeq lists its product as uncharacterized. The record is from RefSeq and is a predicted model, not a curated record. NCBI's taxonomy places the organism in Eukaryota, Viridiplantae, Streptophyta, Magnoliopsida, Solanales, Solanaceae. The coding region runs from base 1 to 1359 and encodes 452 amino acids. The transcript has 4 exons.